Molecule: messenger RNA, 780 nt
Organism: Camellia sinensis
Lineage: Eukaryota; Viridiplantae; Streptophyta; Magnoliopsida; Ericales; Theaceae
Source: RefSeq, a predicted model, not a curated record
AUGAGGUUUUCAUUGUUGUUCAUUCUAAUCUAUAGGCAUGAAUCAAUUAAGGACCUGAAAGAUGAAAUUUCCAAACGCUUCCUGAAUCUGAAGCAGAUAACUUCUGGAUUUGAAUUAUUAGGCUUGCACCUCCAUGUGCAACAUCGGGUGGAUUUCAUGGAGUGGGCUCCAAGCUCGGCUCUAGCAGCUACUCAAGCUCAACGUGAGACAGGUAACAGGUGGUUCCAAGGUACAGAAGAUGCUGCAGCAGAUACAACAAUUAUAGGAAUAUCAAGAGAAGAGGCUGAAAAGAAGCCAUAUAUUGCUUCCAUGGGAGUCUAUGUCUUCAAGAAGGAGAUACUUCUCAAUCUUACAACAAUUGUCAGAUGGCGCUUCCCGACUGCAAAUGGCUUCGGAUCAGAGAUAAUUCAUGCCUCUACCAAAGAGUUCUUCAUAAAGCCCCCAAGAUUUAGUUUCUAUGAUGCAAACAAGCCAAUGUAUACAUCAAGAAGAACUUUACCACCAUCAAAGAUUAAUAGCAGCAAGGUUAGUGAUUCAAUCGUAUCCAAUGGCAGUUUCUUAAAUAACUGCUUUAUAGAGCACAGCAUUGUUGGCAUCCGAUCCUGGAUAAACUCCAAUGUCCACUUAAAGGACACAAUGAUGCUUGGUGCUGACUACUAUGAAAUUGAUGCUGAAGUUGCAGCACUGGUAGCAGAGGGAAAAGUUCCUAUUGGAAUAGGAGAAUAUACAAAAAUCAAGUACAAAACAGUUCCUAUUGGGUUGAUUUGGGGUUGGGUGUGA